UAUUUUUUUGACCGACAGCGGUUUCCAACAGCCAGAGGUUGAGUUGUGCGCAGUAAGGGUCGCGCAGCCAGGGGAAAACAAAAAAUGAGAACCCAUUCAUGAAAAUAAGUAUUAUGGGUGGGUCAUGCCAGCUAGGGGGGGGUGUUAUCCUCUUCUCAAUUGUACAGCAAGUGUUCUGUGACAUGGUUCAGUGUGCAAGAGAGCAGAGCAGUCGGUGAAGAUGUCUGCACACUGUGUCCCAUUGCUGGACGCGUGGAGGAGAAAUAUUAGUGCUCAAAUCAAGAGGAGCCAAUCGCUGAAGCUAUGUCCUCAACAGGUGGCGCUGCUGAGGGAGCCUGGCGUGGUGGCAUCUCUCGCCGAGCAGAAUGCCAAGAUGGCAGGCACGCUCCUCCGCACCGAUGGCACCGCUGCGUUCCGCCGCUUCACGCCGGACUCGCUGGCAGCGAUUGAGGCGGCCAAGGCUUUGGAGUGUGUGGAUUGUGAGGAGGAGAUGUGUCAAGACCAAAGCCAGAAGAAGAAGAAGAAGAAGAAAAGGAAGAAUAAGAAGGAGCAGAAGGAUCGACCCAAACCCUCCAGCGACCUUGAGGCCGGCAAGGUCGUGCCCUUCAUCUUCGGCGACCCUCCACCGGAGCUGCUCAACGUGCCCCUGGAGGACCUGGACCCCUUCUACAGGGCAAAGAAGACCUUCGUUGUCAUCAGCAAAGGGAACGUGAUCCACAGGUUCAACGCUGAGCCAGCUCUGGAUUGGCUGUGGCUACGGCCCUUCAGCCCUGUCAGACAGGCAGCCAUUCAAGUGCUUUUGCAUUCAUUGUUCAGAUUGUUCAUCGUCCUCACCAUUCUAGCCAACUGUGUGUUUCUGGCAAUGCCCUACUCAGCAGACGCAUUGGGGUUUACCUGUAUUGCCGUGUACACUUUAGAGGCCUUGAUCAAGGUGCUAUCCAGAGGACUGUGUUUGGGGCGCUUCACCUUCCUCCGCGACCGGUGGAACUGGCUCGACGUGUUUGUCAUCCUCAUGGGGUACCUUGGGAUGUUCAUACACCUGACAGGAUUUACUAUGUUUGCUGUGCUGAAGGUUAUCCCCCUGUUGCCUGGCCAGAAGCGGGUUGUCGGCGCGAUGGCCCAUUCCCUGCGGAGGCUUCGUGACGCGGCUGUCAUCACCCUCUUCAGUCUGGUCAUCUUUGCCUCAGUGCUGCUGCAGGUCUUCAUGGGCGGCCUCCGGACAAAGUGCAUUCUUAUUGAGGGUACAAACGGGACGUAUGAUGAUCUUGGCUUCUGGCAUGAUGAGGAUCCCUAUGGUCCUAGACACAUCAACAACCAUUCUAACCAAUAUUUUCUGCCGGGCCGCUUGGAUCCUUUGGUGUGUGGAACACGGUCGGACGCUGGUGGCUGCCCUGCCGGUUUUAUAUGCCUGUGGACAGAAGGAAAUCCCAACUAUGGCUACACAAGCUAUGACAAUUUCUUAGGGGCCUUCCUCUCUGUUGUCCGUCUAAUGGCGCAGGACUACGCAAGUGACCUCAUUGCCCUGAGCCUGCGUGCGGGUGGGACUUACAACAUAUACUUCUUUGUCCUGAUGUCGCUGGGAUGCUUCUGUCUGCUGAGUCUGCUCCUGGCAGCCGUCUCCAUGGCGUACGCUGAGAUGAACAACGCCGCCAUCCAGGACGCCAAGGAGAAGGAGGAGGAGUACACCCUCAUCCUGGAGGAGAUGAAGAGACAGCAGGAGCAGCAGAAUGAAACCAGCGCCGUAGCCACCUCCGACGAUCAAGAUAUGAGCACUGUAAAUGUCUUAGCAGACACAGAAAUCACUGUGGAAGAUGUCCAGCAUCCUUUGGAUCGUUGUACGUCUCUCUGGCGUAAGUGUGCGGGAACAGUCCUGGUGUGGAACUGCUGUUCUUCAUGGGUAAUCCUAAAGAAGAUUUUGCAUACGGUGAUGACGAACCCCAUCACAGACCUGCUCAUGGUCAUCGUUGUCAUCACCAACAUUGUCUUCAUGAGCAUGGAGCACUAUGAACUGACUUACGAGAUGGAGUACACACUGCAAUUAGCCGAUAAGGUAUUCGUUGCAGUAUACACAAUGGAGAUGGCUCUCAAAAUCACUGCAGUGGACCCUUACCAUUACUUCCAAGUGAGCUGGAAUAUUCUAGAUGCUGCGGUUGUGUUCCUGGCUAUACUGGAGUCGAGUCUGGCUGAUGUCCAAGGUCUUUCGUUUCUCCGUCUGUUCCGUACGAUUCGUAUCUUCAAGCUGGCCAAGUUCUGGCCCAGCUUCCACAGCCUCCUGAGCGUCAUGCACCCGGCUAACGUGCUGCGCUGCGGAUCGUCUGUCCUGCUGGUCAUCUUCUUCUUCUUCUUCACGGUGAUGGGAACACGCCUCUUCGGCCAGAGCUACGAGUUCUGCGUCUGCAAGAUCACAAAGGACUGCGAGCUGCCACGCUGGCACAUGGCCGACCUCUACCACUCGUUCCUCACUGUCUUCUACAUAGUCGGCGGCCGCUGGGUGGAGGUCCUGUGGGACUGCAUGGAGGUGUCGUCUCCGGCUUUGUGCGUGCCCUUCUAUAUGGCUGUCACGUUCCUCGGCACCUUGCUGAUGUUGCACCUCUUCCUGACCUUGCUGUUGAGGUCCUUCAGUGGGGACCACUUGGCCUCAAUGGCCAAGGGCAACGGCAGCAGGAGAAACCUCCGUGUCGCCAUCGGGAGAAUCACACACGGCAUCAGCUGGGCGGCCAGGCAUGUCCAGCAACUGCUGGGUCAGGGUCAGCAGCCCGGACCGGCAGAGGGGAAGGACGUAGCCCUCGACCAGCUGGACACAGCAGAGUCUGGGCCGGAGCCGGCGGAUGGUCAGCCGGACGAGCUGAAGGACAAAUCUCUGACGGAGGAUACGGCCGCCACGGUCCAUGUUGCAACGGAUGAGGCGAGCGCUGAGGCUGAUGGUGGCGAGAGCAUUAUCAUACAGGAGCUCAAGCCAGAGAAUGGCCACAGCGAUAAGAAGAAUGGUGUGGAGAGCUCUCCACAGCACACGGCGAUGGACGAGGAGGUCCCCAUGCCCCCUGAAUGCUGCACGGAGAACUGCAUCCGCCACUGCCCCUGCCUGGCCCUGGAUAUUACCCAGGGUAGGGGGAAGACAUGGUGGACGCUCCGGAGAGCCUGCCACGCCAUAGUGGAGCACCGAUACUUUAACAUCUUCAUGAUCAUCGUCAUCGUCCUCAGCAGCAUUGCUCUGACCUUUGAAGACAUCUUCCUUGAACAUAGACCAGUCCUGAAAAUGGUAGUGGAGCAUGGUGAUCAGGUGUUCACAGCGGUCUUCCUUACGGAGAUGGUCCUUAAAUGGAUGGCCUAUGGCUUCAACGUUUACUUCAAUGAUAUCUGGUGUUGCCUCGACUUUUUCAUCCUAAAUGUGUCCGUCUUGAGCUUUGUGGCCAAUGGGCUGGGGAGCCCCAGGCGCUCCUCCCUCCCCUUCAGAGCCGUCAUCCCCCUCAGGCUGCUCUCCAGGAGCCAGAGGAUGCAGGUGGUGCUACGUGUCCUAAAAGGGGCCAUCCCGUCCCUCAUCAACGCACUGCUGGCGUGCCUGACCUUAUGGCUUGUCUUCAGCAUCGUUGGCGUCAAUCUCUUUGCCGGAAAGUUCUACCACUGCUUCAACAAAACCUCAGACGAAUAUUUUACAGAGGAAGACGUGCACAAUAAAACAGAAUGUUUUUUGCUCAUGGAGGGGUUGAAUGAAAGGCCUACAGAAGUUGUAUGGAAGACCACACAUUUCAACUUCGACAAUGUUAUGAAUGGCUAUGUGAGCCUGUUUCAUGUGUCAAGCCAGAAAUCAGGAAUGGACGUCAUCUACAGUGCUGUUGAUUCACGUUUGAUUGAAGAACAACCAAUUUACGAAGACAACCUCUAUGCGUCCCUGUACUUUGUCUUCUUCUCCAUCUUCGGGGUCUUCUUUACGCUUAUCUUCUUCAUUGGGGCAAUCAUAGAGAACUUCAAUCAACAAAAAUCCAGGAGCGGAGAGCAGAACAUCUUCCUCACAGACAGCCAGCGGGGAGUCUACAGCGCUAUGAAGAAACUCGGUCUUCAGAGCUCCCAGAAAGCAGUGUCACGGCCACAGGGCCUAUGUUGUCACUACAUGUAUGACUUGGUGACCAGUCGGUGGUUCGACAUAGGCAUGAUGGUGGUGGUGCUGCUAAGUAUCCUGACAACGAUGCUGGAAACAGCCGAUACCCCUGGCUUCUUCUUAGGGGUGCUCUAUUUUGGACAAUUGGUCCUAAUAUUUGUCUUCCUCAUUGAAUUCAUUCUGAAAAUAUUGGGCCUGGGAAAGAGCUACUUCAGUACCGGCUCGAAUAUCCUGGACUUCAUUGCACUCAUUGUGAAUAUAAUCAGUUUAUUUCUGGCAGACCUUAUCCAUUUCUACCUUUUCCCCAUUGCACCCGUAUACCUUUUACGACUAGCAAGGACCGGUCGGGUUCUACCUCUAAUUCCUGGUACCGAGGGGAUCAGGACGCUUUUCUUCGCCCUGAAGAUGGCCCGUCCUGCUCUGUCUAACAUCGCUCUGCUCUUUGGCCUCACCAUGUUUGUCUUCUCCAUCUUUGGCAUGUCAGAGUUCCCCUUCUUCCUGUCAGAGGAAGGCGAUACAGGUAUAGACGAGUUAUUUAACUUCCAGACAUUCUUCAGCAGUUUCAAGUGCCUCUUCAUCUGCACGCUUUCGGGCGGCUGGGAAUCUUUCGUCUACAACCUGGUAAGAAGUCCGUUAUACCUCGACAAGAAGCACCCAGGAUUUGACGUGUGGGGUAGUUGGGUUAACCCCUUGGAGGGAGCCGCUUUCAUUUACUGUUAUGUGCUCGUAGUCUCCCUGUUAGUGAUCUAUAUGUUCAUCGCCUUCAUACUGGAAACGUUUGACUUUGAUGAAGUCUCAAGCGCAGAUGCAGCGAGGGAGGAUGACGAGCAUGAUCAUCAUGAUUAAAUGGAGGUGGUUGCUACAUUACCGUAGGUCGGUAACACUUCACAAUAACCUUCCGCUAAUUAUUUAACUAAUGUUAUUAUAUGGUUGUGACGUCAUCUGUCGAAUGCUCCAUUCAUUUCAACGGGGCUCCCCAACGUUCGGACGUCUGUUAUUUUUCGAUAACUGACGGGUUGGUCUAUAACAGACCGCUGUCAAUGGCAACAAGACUUUUUUCACUGCUAAAGCGACUUUUCAACAAGACUUAAUCAGCUGCUGUGAUAGACAGCGUUGUCCUGGCUACCGCUGUCAAUGGCAACAAGACGUUCACUGCUAAAGCCACUGGCUUUACAAGUCAGUGGCUAAAGCGAAUGUUUCAUAUCACUCCGCAGGGGGUCCGGUCUUUUGUCACUCUAAUCAGCUGCUGUGAUAGACAACACCUGUUGUCCUGGCUACUAGAGGUGCUUAGGCCCUAACUCGAAUCUUUGAGGCAUCCGGAUUGAUUGGAUCAUUCCAAGGAGGGUAUCCCGAUUAGACGGAUCAUUCGGAUCACUCGGAUCACUUAUUUAAAAUAAAUAAAAAUAAAUAAUAAUAAUGUAUUUUUUAAAACGUUUCUGCCGUUAAGUAGCUAUGCGCCUCGCCUUUGUUGUCCCAUUUAUCAAUUCAUGUUGAUAAAUCAAAGAGUAAGACAGUUUGAUCAACAAAACUCACUUGAUGAAUCGUCACAGUUCCUAAACUCAUGCUGCGAUCCGACCCACCUGGGUCUCCUCAUUAAACAUGCAACCACGACUCGAAGAGCCUUUGGCAGCAGUGAAACGGCAUGUUCCUGAUUUUGCAAUAAAUAAUGUGUGUGUUUGUAUUUAAGAAGACUAAAAGUCAAAUAUUUGGGAGCAGAAGUCUAGCUGAGCAGGGACAGUCAGGAGUCUUUACGCUGUAACGCAGUGAGUGAUAGUAGAGUCACGUCUGUAGACUAUAGGAGUAGCCUGAGAUGUAAAAGUGUUGGCAGAGCACUGUUAACAUUUAGAAAUGUAGACCUCAACAAAGUCAGAAGCACACACAUAGGGAGUGGGGAUCCGCGACUCAAUUGGCCACAACAGGCAGGACGGUUCAAAUAGGCUCGAUGAAUGACGAGGCGGGAGUUGGUUUAGUUUUACUCAGUGAGUGUUCGUGACUGAACAGCAUACUAGACAGCAGGCGCGGAGUGGCCAUCGGGAAAUCGGGGACUUGUCCCGGUGGGCCGCGGCCGCGAAAUAUAUUGCAACGGCCGUAUUACGUUCUCAGACGGCCCUAAAACCUUUGAGCGAAUCAAAUUCUCUGCUGGCCUCAAAGUAUUCUAUCGUCAAAGCUAAUGUAAAUUAGCUACCAUUCAAUUCUUAAUGAGGUAGGGGAUGACUCAAGAGUAUAUAUACCGUUUACCCGACCGCAAUACCUCAGUGACGGUGUCAAACACUAAAUUGGCCACACCCCUUCUCUACUGAUAAUGUUCAUACACCGUAGAUCGCGGAAGUUUACUAGAUCUUAGUAACAUAGUUUCGUUUUCAGUAUUUCAAGAACCUGUGAUAUUUAGAUUGGUUACCAAGGAACGGAAAUAUUAGUCAGUUGUGAUUUAUUUUCCGAUUUCCACAUGACUGUUACAGUUUACAGUCUGCCACUGCAGAUUCACUUCUUCUGUGGUUAUUGACUUGGGUUACGAACAUACUCCACCAAGUGAUAAGGAAGUGAACUGCAGCUAAGCAGGAAAACACGCUGUCACGCUGUACAUGUUUUGAUGGCAUUGGUUUGGAACUAGAGGUAUAUCUCCUUACAGUCGAAAUAAUGUUAUAUCAUACAUAUAUUUAUAUAUGG
This is a messenger RNA of Engraulis encrasicolus (European anchovy), 6763 nucleotides long. RefSeq names its product sodium channel protein type 4 subunit alpha A-like. NCBI's taxonomy places the organism in Eukaryota, Metazoa, Chordata, Actinopteri, Clupeiformes, Engraulidae. Gene Ontology annotation, cellular component: axon; voltage-gated sodium channel complex; plasma membrane. The coding region runs from base 221 to 4942 and encodes 1573 amino acids. Gene Ontology annotation, biological process: neuronal action potential; membrane depolarization during action potential; sodium ion transmembrane transport. The record is from RefSeq and is a predicted model, not a curated record. The transcript is spliced from 26 exons. Gene Ontology annotation, molecular function: voltage-gated sodium channel activity.